Molecule: messenger RNA, 9399 nt
Organism: Phycodurus eques (leafy seadragon)
Lineage: Eukaryota; Metazoa; Chordata; Actinopteri; Syngnathiformes; Syngnathidae
Exons: 12
Coding region: 279-2294 (671 amino acids)
Biological process (GO): positive regulation of transcription by RNA polymerase II
Cellular component (GO): mediator complex
Molecular function (GO): DNA binding; transcription coregulator activity
Source: RefSeq, a predicted model, not a curated record
AGCAGCAGAAGAAGAAGACGACUACGAUGAAGAAGAAGAAGACGACGAAGAAGAAGAAGCGGCGGCGAAGGCGGCGAAGACGACGACGGACUCUCGAUACGAGCGCUUGUUCGGCCAUUUUCUGUCGCAUUUGAGUGGGGUAGCAGCGUAAAAAAACAACAACAACUUUGCCGUGUACUUGUGUCAAUAAAUAGGGCUGUCAACUGAGUGUCAUAUUGUGGUUUGUAUACCGUUGCUCGCUGCCGCACUAAAGGACGUCAGCUGGUAAGGCUCCGGAAAUGUCGCGACAGAUGUCUCCGUCGCCACAAAGCAGGAGGUUCCCAUGGAACGAAUAUGGACCUUACAGAGCUACAGCAGGACAGCAGCACGUGAAUUCAUCGGACCGGAGGGCCAUUUGCAGAGAUGAUGAACGCAGGUUUGGUGAGGACUUGUUGCCAGAAGGCCAGAGAAGAUCCUCUUCCUCUCCACAGGAUCACUUUUGGCGCGAACAGGAUCAGGACGGGCUUUAUCGGCGGCGGCCGUCGCCUCGACGCGAUUCGACAGACCGCCGUGUCCCGAGAGGCUCCCCCCAGCGGGACGGCGGAUCCGAUGGGGACAGACAAAGAAGAGGCUUAGGAGAAGACUUGCAGAAUUUUAACAGCAGAGGAAGGCCACCAUUUUCCCCUUUGAGGUUCCUGAGGGAACAGUUGCCGCUACAGCCCAUGAACAGUCUCUUAGACCUCUCGCAGGCAACACCGAGCUGGAGGCGGGACGGAGAAGGGCGGGGUCUAGGGCAGUUCCGAGACAUCAGCCCCGCCGUUAGGUCUGACGAGCAAAGAGGAAGCAGAGGAGAAAGGAACGCCGAAAGUGUGAACAGAAGCAGACAACGAGAGGAUGUUCAGCCCCCCACAAAGCGGCCGAGAAGAGAAACGGACGGCCACCAUCACAGCGGGUUCGGGCGAGACCACAAGGACUUUGGGGAUCAGCGCUACUCACCCACCAUGGUCGUCAGCAACCGCCGCAGGGACGCUCCCAUCAAAAACCCUCUCGUCUUCGCACACAAUCAAGGAAUCCCGGGUAACCCGAAUGCACCGCAGCGGCAACACUUGGAUAACGGAAGACAGGGUGACUUUGACUUGCGACAGAGACGCUCUGGUCCAGCGAGCUCCUCCCAGGAACGAUUCCAGACGUCAGAUCGCAGGCCGGAUGUCAGAGAAGAUUCCAGAAAACGUCACUUUCCAGAUAAUUGGGAGGACAGCGCUGAAAGCAAGAGGAGCCCCCCGCCGCGAGAACGAACAAACUUCGCAAGAUUUGACAAACAAGACGUCCCCACGGACCAGAGAGGGGCGGGCUGUCCUCAUCCGGCCCGGGGUAGGUUCCGUCACGACCCGGUCGGAAACAGCGGGAAAUUCCCCAAGAACCGGACAAACUUUGAGCAGUCCUCUCGGGGCUACCAAGACGUUUCUCGUGAGGAGCCGAGAGCAGCGUACAGAUCUCAAAGCAAAGCUGUGGAGGAGGAGGAACCCAGUUGGACAGACAAAGACGGACGCCUGGAGCAGGUCCGACCUGGCAGUCGGGCCCAACGCUUGCACAGGGGUGACCCGGAAGUGGACCGGCCCAGGCCGCACGUGUGGGAGGAACCGGAAGCUAUAAACAUGACCAUGGUAACGGAGGAAACGCUCACCAUCAAAGUGGACAUGAGCCAGCCCGCCCAGCACACAAGCUUGUUGUGUUACUCUGCAGACCGCCAACUGUCCUUGGACCUGGUCAACUUGGGUCGCCAGCGUCUGGACUUCCUGCCGGAGGCGUCUCGAAGCAACCCGGAGAGCGGCGACGUGCACGCCGGAACAUUUGCGCAGGAAAUCAUCACACUGGUGCACCGCGUCAAAGAACUGUACUUCAAAGGCGAAGGCAUCACGUUGAACAAACGUUUCUCUCUGCCGCAACAAGGAGGCUAUGAUGAAGAGGAGGGGUCGGGGCUGACACUGAACCAGAGAUUCUCAUCGAACCUGAAGGUGACGAUGCCGCACAAAGACAUCCAGCCGCUCAUCCCGGGUUUGAGGGGCCUGCGGACGUCGCACAGCCCAGGCGACCUGAGACACGACCUCGAGAGGCGGCGUCAGAAGCGUUUAGAGGGCGUAACCAUCACCAUACCGGGAAGCGCCCACCCGUCCCCCGCCAAGGUCAAGUACGGUGGCGCUGACGUGACGUUUGUGGACAAGCAGGACUACAGAUUGGAAAUAAACGCGGGUUCCGGGCAAGGAGCUCCGUACAGGAUGACCGCCGGCCCGACGCAAAGGUUCAAGAACCAAUAGCCCGUCAGGACGCAGAACCGCAACAGCAAAGAUGCGGGUAACCUCAAGGUCCCAGCUGGUGACGUCGCCCACUGAAGACAAACUGUUUUGUCUGCUCCACCGUUUCCCCUGCAGUCACUUAAUUUCUGUCUUUUAUAGUGAGUUCAUGUGUCACUCCGUUGUUGUCCAUGCCAUUUUGUUUUAGUUUCUACUUGUUCUUAAGGCAACCUAUUUUAACAUUUAUUCGAUUUUCUGCUUGUGCGCUGAAUUGUCUUCCUAGUGAUGACUAAGAGCGUACUAGUAUAUGAUGGACUUUAACCCUGGGUAUCAGAGUAUCGAAUAAGUGCUCAAAUGCCUUGCAAUAUGGCUCUUGUUUAUUACGUACCUAGACCACAUGGAACAAUAAUUAAUUUGUGAGUAGCUCGACUUUAUUUAGAUGUGUUGUGAAAUGUUACAUUGAAACAUCAAAAUAAAAAAUAAAAUAAAAAAAUAACCUCAGCUUUUGUGUGCUGUUUGUGAACGUCAAUAUCAAGCAGAAAUAGCACAGUAAAAGAAAAAGUGACUGAAGGCACUGAGGGACAACAAGAAGGGUCUGAGUACAAGUAAUUGAGUUCAAUGGAGACUCAUUGGCCGAGAGGAAAGUAGAACAUUCCCGUGGAAAUUUUGAAAGGGCCUGCUUACUCUGGUAAGCAUGAAAGUUGAAUUAGUGAAGGCUUGAUGGCAAGUUGGCCUUGUAUAAUUAUCCGAUUACAAAUGAGUACCCAAGGGAAAUACGCAAACUAAAUCUUAAUUUUCGGCUUUUAAUUUUUUAUUUUUCGGAACGUGAGUGAGUUGAGCAGCUCAAAGUUGAAAUGGUUUGAAUUGGACAAAAAAGGUAGAAAUUUUAUCAUAAUUGUUUGGUUUUAUUUUGAAAAUAGCUGCACAGUUUAAAGUUGGAACUGUUGCAGUUAUUCAGAUAGUCGCGUUACCUCAACUUCUGCAGGUUACCUGGACAACUGAAUCCCCAAAGGCACCCUAACUCAUUCACUGCUAGCUCUCCCAGUUAACAUGGAUAUUUGACUUCUAAAACCGUCAAUGGCAGUGAAUGUGUUUAAAACUUGGUGAACGCCCAUGAGGUAAACAGUCUUCAAAGUUCGUUUUGUCCACAUGACAAACGUACUUCCUGUUAUCCAUGAAGUCAUUGUCCAUCUGGGUUGCAGUCCUCCUCAAGAUGGCCGCUGUGCUCGUUAGAUUAGCGACGAGAAUCGCACGACAAGGGCCGGAACGCCACCUCUGUGUUCUCCUCCAUGAUGAUGUCAAAGCGGCACAUCAGCGGCCUGGGCAGGAACAGGAAACGCGUGAGUGGUACUGCGUACUUCGUCCAGCUUGACUAGGUUUUUUGUUUUUGUUUGGUUGCUUAGUUUAUUUUAUUUUUUUAAUUGGUUUAUUUGGAAUUAAUGUUAUUCAGAAAGAAAAUAUAAUUAUUGCUAUAACAACUAUGCUAAUUUCCGCCAACUUGUCUAUGGCGUUUCACAUUACGUUUAAGCUAACGGACUUUCGUUAGACAAAAUCAAGGUUUGUUGAACAUUUUGUAAAGUGGCUCACACUGAAAAUCGGCAACGUUUAACUUCAGAAUGUAAACUAAAAUGCUGAAUAUUUGAGUGACUUUUCUGCACAUUUAUAACAGUAUUUGUCAACUUAAAUGGUUAAAUCCUAUAUAUAUAUAUGUAUGUGUGUGUGUGUGUAUCUAAAUGUUAAAUAUCUAAAUCUUAAAAGUAAAUGUAAAUGUUAAAUUUCAAUGUUUUGGGUGGAACUAAAUAUUUAGCCAAUAACUGCAAGUACCAAAUUAAAAGACGACAAAAACUCAAAAGUACUUGUCAAAAUUUCUACUAAUGUGUUUAUUUCAAGUAGUUAUUGUAUACUAUAAUUAUGUCCAAGAGUCCAUUUCACCGAUGUUUUCUGUAAGUUAAUUUGCAAUGUGAAAAACAGACCUUGAACUUUUAUUUUGGUACUUCCGGUUAUCGCCAGUUUGAAUUUGCAUAUUAGCUAAAUAUUUUGUUUCACCCAAAACAUUCAGAUUUAAUAUUUAGAUUUAGGAUUUGGAUGUAUAUUUAGCUGGCACGGUGUGUGACGGGUUAGCACAUCUGCCUCACAGUUCUGGGGACCGGGGCUCAAAUCUCGGAGUUUGCAUGUUCUCCCCGUGCCUGGGUGGGUUUUCUCUAGGCACUCCGGUUUCCUCCCACAUCCCAAAAACAUGCAUGCUAGGUUGAUUGAAGAUACUAAAUUGCCCGUUGAUGUGAAUGUGGGUGCGAAUGAUUGUUUGUUUCUAUGUGGCCUGUGAUUGGCUGGCGACCAGUUCAGGGUGUACCCCGCCUCCCGCCCGAAGAUAGCUGGGAUAGGCUCCAGCAGCCCGCGACCCUAGUGAGGAUAAGCGGUAAAUAAAAUGGAUGGAUGUAUAUUUACAUUUAGGUUUUACAGUAAACCUGAACUCGGGAGUGACAAAUUUGUCUCUUAUUUGGCAAACUUUAGUGAGAAGCUAAUUGUGGUAGUUUCAGGCUAACCUUUCCGGGCGCUCGAGCGGCGUCAGUCGUAUUUGCAACAGUCUGAUCUUGUAGCGAGGGCCGAUCACAUUGCCCGUGUUGAUCCGCAGGGAGAUCUUGUGCACGUGCGGCAGGUCCUCUUCGAACUGCGCCAGAAGACGCGUUGAUGUGAACUGCUCGAAGCGCAGAAGCUUGCUGGUCGGGGAACGGAACGGUGGCGUCAAAAACAAUUUUCAUCUUGCUUCGAUCAAAUUUUACACCUUCAUCCGAGCUCUUCGUGUGGCUAAAGCCGGACUGGGCAAACGUUUGCGCUCGAUUUAGCUUUUUAAAUGCACAGAUGGGCAAUGUCAGUCAUGCAUGAGGUAAAAGAACAACAACAACAACAAAAGUAUUCAAAAAUGCAUUUGUUGAAUGAAUUUUUAAAAGCAGAUAAAUCCAUACAUAUAACAAGAGUGUUAAGUAAAUGCUCGGCGGGCCGGAUUAAAAAAAACUGGGCCAAAAAUACACCACUGAUCUAAACUUGAUGGAACUGUUUUUAUAUACCGACGUGGUUAGAAUUGCCUAUACUGCAGAUACCACAAGAUGGUGGCAAAGUAAUUAUUUUCUGUGAAAUAGGACUUUGGCCUGUCUAAUAGAAGCGCCGUCCCUCAGUUCAACAUAGUUCUUUGGCGCCAAAGCACUACCUUUAUUUUAGUUCUUUGGUGCCAAAGCGCUACCUUUAUUUUAGUUCUUUGGCAUGCGCUCCAAAACGGUGAAUCGUCAAAUUUUCAGUAAAUACUGAUGGGAUAUUGUACCCUACUCCAAUACAUUUGAUGAACUUUGGUGUAGCAAGUUAGGAAUUGGGUGUAGCAAUGUAAAAUAACUUAUUGCAAGCACAUUAUUUGAGGAGACUGACUCACUGGUCUACGCGGGCCUCGGUGACGUUCCUGCCGCUGUGCAGGCGGAUGUAGACCACCCCCCAGCGGAGGUACUGGUUCCAUGUCACCAUGUCCACCCUGUAGUUCAGCUCUGGAUCACACACACACACACACACAUCAUGUGUAUGUUUACUAGUUAAGAGGGUAACCCUACUCUCUCUGAACCUUAAACACAAAAUAAAAAGCAGGCAGACUCACUCCUGUAGGGCUGCGAGGCCGUGGUGCUGAAGAACACUUUGGUCUGUCCCAGACGCAAGAGACUUUCCCGCCACUGGAUGACGUCAUAGCCUGCAGGUCAGAGGAGAAACGGCUGUCAGCAGUCAAACAAUGUCAAUAUCAAUGUAGCCACGAAUGAAACUCAUCUUUACUGGACCAAGGUAAAUGUACCUACUACCGUCCGCUGUAGUGUAAGAGCGUUUAAUUGUUGUGCCUGUCACUAUAUGUCGCUGGCAUAGAUAGAUGACCAAUGAUGCAUUAUACAAAAAAAUAAUAAUCAUCAUCAUUUUCAGACCAAUUAAGUGUAACUGGAUUACAUUCGAUUACAGUGCCUUGUUGGGAAUCUCUGAUCGAUACGUCUUCCUUGAUUGCGUAGGCCUCACCGAGCUGCGGGCAGGAAGCGGGUUUGAAGGCCUCGCACUGCAGGCAGCGUCCAUCCAGGAAGUCGGCGUAGGACGCGCACGGGUACGCCCUCAGGGUGCAAGUGCGGUUGAGUGCGCACAGGUACAGCAACAUGGAACGCUGGUGGUCGCACACGAAGUAAGACUUCCCUGUUGUGGUGGGGGGAGGGGCAUGCUGAUUUCAGCAAGACAAGAAUUUGCGAGUGUGCGUGUGCGAGUUUACCGGCAAAGAUGGUUUUGGGGCAGCCGGGCUGGUCGGCCCCCCCGUUGGCAUAGAAGUCGAUGUGACCGUGAGCCCCCCGCAGGCCAAACGCUGCAAGACAUACGUUACAUAGAUUUACAUAAUCAAGAAUCCUGUGAUAUAUUUUUUUCCCCCACUUAAAAUUGGUCAGUUUGCAUAACAAUUUGACAUAAAUCAUACGUUCCGAACCUCUGAUAGAUGAAAAUCCGCGAUUAAGAGAGAUCAUAUAAAAAUUAUAUUUAGUUUUACUCCUCCCAAAUGCUUUAAACAUACUUUUUGAAGUGUUCCUUAGCUCUCAACAAAUGGGGGACUAUCAUAUAAUAUCACUUCAAGGAAGUGAAAAGAAGACUCCCGCUCACAGUUUUCCAAAUAAGAGGCACAGUGUGCAUGCUUCAAGCUGUGAAUUUGUCAGCUGUGGUUGACGUUUACUGUAAAACUGACAUAAAACAAGAAAGAAUUACCCCGUAAACAUUGUAUACUUAAACACCAACAUUUUGAACCUGACCAUUUAAUUUCGUCUUAACAAAAGUCUGCCAUCUUAAUGCUGACAUUUAAUGUGAAGCGCCAUGGAUGGGUUGAGUUGAGUUAGCCUAUAUGUUACGAUAUUUAUUGUGGCACAACGUGGUACUACACUGAAGGUGUACCACUAUAAAUUUGGAUCUGCAUAUUGUAAAAAGGCCCAUUAAAAAAACAGUGUACUGCAAUAUUAGGAGUUUACUGAAAUAGUUAAUCAUGAAUUAUAAAUAAUAAAAUGACAAAUGAGUGAAUUUUGUUAUUAUUGCUGUGUUGUCGUCGCAUUAGCAUGUUAGCUCACAAAGUGUGUUGAUGCUCACAGUCCAUGUCGGUGUGGAGCACGUCCACAAACAUGGCAUCCGACGGGUCCAGCCUCUCGUCCGGCGUGGCGCCGGUGAAGAGAGGUCCGGCCGGGUCCAAACCUGAAAGCACAAACAAAGCUCUUCAGGUUUCGCCCACACGUCGACGUAGAUGUUGAUCCGAAGGAGCCUGUUCUCAGUGGCAGCUGGUGUGGGAGGUGUAAAAUUUACUUGAAAUGUUUUCAUAUGGUCUCUCCAUGUCAUGCAUUUUCACAUACAAACGGGUCUUCACUGUAUUCAGGUUUCAAGUGGACCUCACAGUCAGUGACCCCACGUUUACCUGUGAUGCGUCCGACCUUUCCCUUCAGGUUGGCGCCCACAAAGCCGGCGAGGUGCGCCCCCAGACUGACGCCGAUGAGGUGCAUGGAGCCCAGCGAGGCGCCUUCCUCCUGAGGAUGCAUUCAGGCCUCGUGUUUAGCAGAGCACCAGCAGGAGUCCCAGCGCAGCCAGUCGUCUGCAGGCCAGCAUGCUUCCAAACACGCCCGCGUCUCCCGGGGAGUGACGGCGGCGGACCGGGGGAGUCUCCGAGGAUUUGAUCUCAGUGGGGAGGAGUCAAAGGGCGGACACCCAAUGAACUUCAAGUGGGAGUGGCAGCAAACAGCUGGAAGCAUUUCCUCAAGAUGAUGUCAUAUGGUUGGCUCCCAUUUUCAUGACAGCCAGCCAGUAAGAAUAGGCGCUAAUGAACACUUCUAAAAGUGUGUUUAAGUUUGUGUGUUUUUAAUAUGUGGGAGGGGCAAAACUACACCAUUUUUUUUGGGGUGGGUUUGUAUCCCCUGCGAUAAACAGGGGUUGACUGUACUUCGUUAUUGUAUUUAAGUAGCAUUUUCAAGCAUCUGUACUUGACUUAGGCGGCACGGUGGACGACCGUUUAGCGCAUCUGCCUCACAGUUCUGAGGAACCGGGUUCAAAUCCGGACUCGCCGGUGUGGAGUUUGCAUGUUUUCUCCGGAUACUCCGGUUUCUUCCCGUAUCGCAAAAACAUGCGUGAUAAAUUAAUGUACUUUACUUGAGUAUUCUUCUGAUGACUUUUUCCUUUUACUCUCUACAUUUCAAAGCAGGAAAAAAAGAACGGCUCUGAAAUAUACUUUAUUUUUCAUUUUUUUAUCAGUAUUUCUACCCGUUACCAUUUCUUUUUUUAUUAUACACAAGUACCAAUACUUGAGUACAGAGUGUGAGUACUUUUGCCAGCUCUGCACAACAACAUGACCUGAGGACUUUUAUUACGACACCAGUCUGGAGAAGCUGGUGACCUCUGACCCUCUAAUGAUGCCUUCAAAGACAACCUUUACCGUAAGUCAUUUAUCAAUCCUCCUAGUAUAUGAUUAGUCAAAAAAUAUACAUAGUCAUGGUGAAUAUUACUGCACUGCUUGUUUAUUUCAUUUUUGUAACUCCCGCACGAGGAUAAAAAUGACAAUUUGUUUACGACGAAAAUUCUGAUUCAAAAGAAUUGCAUCAGUCGGGCCAUGUGAUUAAAGAAGACGUAAGAAUCUAAACACUGACAUAAGUUACACACUCCGAAAUACUCAAAUGUUGUAUUUUGUGUCACUCAAACCCCCCCCAAAAAAAAAAAAAAAAAAAAAUAUAUAUAUAUAUAUAUAUAGAGUACACAGGUGCAUCUCAGUCAAUUAGAAAACUGUGAAAAAACUUCCUUCAUUUCAGUAGUUCCAUUCCAAAAGCAAAGGUCGAAAAUUCGAUUGAUUCACCACAUGCAGUUCACCAUCUCAAGAGGUGACAUCACAUAACAAGCCAAGGUGUUUCAUGAAUCUCUAUAUUUUAUACACUUUUUGAGUUGAACUGAAAAAGGAACUUGCCCGAUAUAUAUGUAUGUAUACAUACUGUCUAUUCAAGUUGAACAGGCUGUAAUAAGUCAUUUCAUCUUUUUAAUAAAACAAAAGCAUUUUUUUCAGUCAUUGAACCAAAGCAGUUGUAUUUAUAAAGACAUUAAAAAUGAUCACAAUGAA